UGGAGGCAGAAAUCGUUUGGGGCAGUACACCCGCUCCACCUGCAGGGGUCAAUCGAACAUGUUUCGGCGUAUCCACGAAGAAGAGAGAGAACUUCUCCUGUAGCGCUGUUAGCGGCUUACUUUUGACAAUGUGCUGGAAGGCUACAGAUAAGUUUGGUGGCUGGCAGCAGUGACCAUGGUGUGUUUCCGUAUUCUGUUCCUGCUGGUACUCCUCUCUCAGGUCCAAGAAUCAACCCAGGCCUUCGAGGAGUUUUCCGUGCCUGACGAAUGGGUCCUGCUUCACGUUGUCCAAGGCCAUGUCGGCGCGGGAAACUACAGCUACCUGCGGCUCAACCACGAUGGACGCAUCGUUCUGCACAUGCUCAGCCUUAAAGGCGACGCCGACCUCUACGUCUCGGACAAGACGCUGCGCCCAGAUUUCGAUACCUAUAAGCUUCAGUCGGCAACCUGUGGCCAUGACGUGGUCGUGGUUCCCAACGACUUCGUUAGACCGGUGGGCAUCGGGAUCUACGGGCACCCGUUUUACCUGGAGAGCGAGUUCGAGAUGAGAGUGUUUCACGAUCAGACCGCGUUAACCGAGGAUCUGUUUGAAAAGGAUUUGUAUUCUUCAGAGCAAAAUCACGAACAGCCCAAAUACCCACAGCCGGGCACUGGGGAGGAGUUUGAUGACGAGGAGCCCAUCCUGUGGACCAUUCUCAUCGGGAUCCUGAAGAUAAUACUUGAAAUUUUGUUUUGAUUAUCGGUCUGAUUUCUGCCGUUAGGAUUAGUGUCUUAGAAAAGAGCAGUGAAAUACGUGAGUAAGACACGCACUGAGGAAAUUUUAAUCCAGGCCUCAUCUCGGGGUCUUAGUAGAAAUUAAAUGAACUGUUUAAUCAGAAGCUUCUGCUCAUCUUUCCUUUUGGUUUCAUUUAACCGGUGUAAGUGUUCGCUUAUGUACGGUUUGUUCCACCGAUUGUGCGUUCUGUUCCGUUGUUAAUGUACGACAUACUGAUCAUUUGGAAUCUGCUGAGGUUCUGAGCCCUAUGCAAUCACCUGAUUCAGCUUUUUGGAAGCAUAACACCUGUGCCUUUUUUUUGUCAGAGUCAUUUUCUUAAGAAAUGGGGGAGGCAUGAUACGAUGCAACCAUAACAUUUGUAACAUUUUCAAAUAAAGUCGCACUUCAAAAUUG
Silurus meridionalis is the source of this 1168-nucleotide messenger RNA. RefSeq names its product chromosome 9 C6orf120 homolog (gene c9h6orf120). NCBI's taxonomy places the organism in Eukaryota, Metazoa, Chordata, Actinopteri, Siluriformes, Siluridae. The transcript has 2 exons. The record is from RefSeq and is a predicted model, not a curated record. Bases 176 to 736 code for a protein of 186 amino acids.